AUGACUCCAUCCUACAAAGACUUUGUCGCGCUUCGAACCCGGUUGAAUCCUUGCCUCUCUGGUCUCGCCGAACACUUAGGCAGCGAGCCUCGGAAUGCAAGCACAACCGUCGUGAUUGAUUGCCAUGGACAAUCUCCGUCCGAGCCUGUAUCAGUUGCAGAAGCCGACUUUUCCUGGCUGGUCAAUGUCAAAUCCCAAACCACCAGACUCGUCUUUAUCGAAAACAUCAGCCCUCGCCUCAUCAGUCUUGUUGGUGAGAUGCUCGACGUGGACCCCAUCUUUUUCGCCAACCAUGUCAACACUGACCUAAAAGACAUUGAGAAAUCGCCUCCCCCGCCUUCAGUUGCGCUUUUGCCGUCGCUUAUUUCCGAAAAAGGACAUCUUCAUCUUCACUAUCAACAGGUGAUGAGCCUAGGAAGCGCCGAAAGGUUUAAAGAGGUUGCAUACUCGUUGAAAAGCGACUCAAAUAUCCAGCGCAAUAUACGGCGUUUACCACCACUCUCUGGGAAGCAGCUGGUUCUUGCUCGAGCAUGCUGUUCUGUUUUUGUGAAACAGAUUAACGAAUCAUAUAUUUGCCUCUUUCUCGUCGAUCCUCCAAUCAACGCAGCGAUUGACACGUCCAAGGAGCUGAAAAAGACCUACCCAGUCGACCCCUUGCAUGGUGGUUUCGAAGAUUUUGGCCCUUCUUCAUCCUUCUCAUCAUUCUCAUCCUUUGCUGGAAAAAGCAAUGACAUAUGGGACAACACCUCCAUGUUCAGCAGUCUGCUGCACUACUACCGCACUUACCCACCAGGAUUCAUCCCCACGAAACCAACCAUCUUGGGUGUUGGCUACUACCCAGUUCGCAUUGUACUCUCCGAAUGGUCGGUCUAUACGCUCCUGAUAAGCCGCUACUUUAAAUACUACGAAUAUUCUCUUCAAGACAUGACGAACCGACUACACGACAACGACAUUGUUGACCUUCAACGCUGGCGGCGUCGGAGCAAACAGAGCCAAAACAAGCUCUCAAUGCUUGCCAAGUUUAUCGACUACUGGACGCAGCGGGAAGACGACAGGCAGCAUUGGGAAAUGGUACUGGACGAUAUUCAGCAUGUGCGCCAGCAAUUGGAGUACUAUAGCCAGUCUCUGGAGCAGAUCGUCAUGGUGGCGACGUCGAUGGUACAAUUGUUUGACUCUCGGCGAUCAAUCCUGGAGGCUAUUAAUGUCAGGCGCCUGACAUACAUUGCACUAAUUUUUGUACCUCUUUCAUGGGUUGCAAGUUUGUUUAGCAUGUCUGAUACAUAUUCGCCCGGCCAUGAGAAUUUUUGGGUGUACUUCGCUACAGCACUCCCGUUGGUCGUGGUUGUUUUGCUUCUCUCUGCCAUCCCAUACGACCGGAUGAAGGAAGCCCUGCGAAGGAUUUGGGAUUGGUUUGCAAGUGUCAAUACGCGAAAGUUGAGGAAUGAGUCCAGCUUGGCUUAAUGAGGUGGAUGGAUUAGACUUGGGUGAAUUAAAUGCACUUAUACGAGAGAUGUUUCUGAGGCAGAUCUUUUGCUUACUCAACAUGUUA
Messenger RNA from Ilyonectria robusta, 1549 nucleotides. RefSeq lists its product as uncharacterized. Gene Ontology annotation, biological process: metal ion transport; transmembrane transport. The record is from RefSeq and is a predicted model, not a curated record. The coding region runs from base 1 to 1461 and encodes 486 amino acids. NCBI's taxonomy places the organism in Eukaryota, Fungi, Ascomycota, Sordariomycetes, Hypocreales, Nectriaceae. The transcript is spliced from 2 exons. Gene Ontology annotation, cellular component: membrane. Gene Ontology annotation, molecular function: metal ion transmembrane transporter activity; oxidoreductase activity.